UCCACUGGUGUUUUAACGAGGCAACAACAAGUUCACGCUCGUGUCUAUGGCGACCAAGGGAUCACCACGUCGCUGCUGUAACCGCCGGCGCAAGAAGAGAGCGCCGCCGUCGAGGGACGAGCCGGCCCCGUCCGGUCCAACCAGCGUGCACCACAUCCCCGACCACCUCCUCGAGCUCGUGCUCCUGCGCGUGGGCACGCCCCUCGCCCUCCUCCGCGCCGCGUCCACGUGCAAGCGCUGGCGCCGCGUCGUCUUCACGGACGGCGCCGCGUUCCUGGCCCGGUUCGGCCGCUCCCUCCGCGCGGCCCACGUCCCCGGCCACUACCACGUCGACGGCGGGAACAGCGGCCCGGUCUUCGUGCCGGACCCCUCAGCGGCCGACGGCCUCAACAGGCGCCACUUCUCCCUCGACUUCCUCCCGGCCGUCCCCGACGGCUCGCUGCCCUGGGAGCUCGCCGACAGCCGCGGUGGCCUCCUUCUGCUCUACAGGAUGGGUAGAAUGUGGGACGGGGACGCCGGGUAUCUCCAGUUCCCCGACAUGGUCGUCUGCGACCCGCUCACGCGGAGGCGCCAGGGGAUCCUCUACUGGGAGGAGAUGUGGUCGGACCCGUGUCUCGGUCUGUUCCUGCUCGACGGCGAUGCCGCCGGCGAGACUGCAGGUGGUAGCUUCAUCGGCAUGUCCAACUUUCGGGUGGUCGCCGUGGUCUACGAAAGCCAUGUUUUCGGGAAUAACCGUGGCGCUCCCCGUGCAUGCGUGUCCUCCUCUGGCCGCGACGGCGGCUGGCGGCAGGAGACCGCGGCCGGCGGCGACGUCUCCAUCCCAGAGUACAAUUUGAUCAGCUUCGCAGGGCGAGCGCGUUCGUCACUCUUCUGGCGGAUGGAGCGCGAGGGCUCCGUGCUGGCUCUCGAUGAUGCCACCAUCCAGUUCUCGCUCAUCACGUUCCCGUGUACCGUCGUGGGGACACCGGAGGAAUCUUCAGCCUUCCGGGUCAUCGGCGGCGACGACGGCGCGGUGCGCGUUGUACGCGUGAUGGCCAACAAUGACCUCACGGUGUUUCGGCAGCUCGACAGCAGUAGCGAGUGGGUGGUGGAGAAACUCGUGAGGCUGCCGGAGGCGACCCGCGGGCUGCCGGGGCGCGAGGAGACGUAUUUCCAGCGAUCAGCAAAGAUUGCUGCGAUGACUACAAAGCAUGUCCUCGUGACGCCGCAGGAGGAGACCUGGAUUUUCUCCGUCGACCUCGAGACGCUGGAGGUGGAUCGGGCGCAUGAGAGGAACCGGUAUGCCGGUGCAGCGUACCCAUUCGAGCUGCCAUGGCCACCGGCCCUGCGAGUUGACCAUCGCCGGCAUCGUAGCAGGAUGGAUUUAACGGUUUAAUUGCCAGCGUCAAAUUGUUGGCCCAGUCCCGACACCGAGUACUUCCAGCGACAGGCAACGACGACGACAGACAAAGCUCACUGACGAGCUCGACGAGUUGCUUUUACGCUGAGGCGCACCGUAGCAAAGCUAGCCUUCAGCUAGUAAUCAAUCCUUUGUCUUAUCUACUAGUACUAGUACGUAUGAGCACUUCUAGCCGGAAGCGUUCCAAUCGAUCUAGCUAUCUCACGUAACCAGCACAAUACAAAGAAUCGA
Messenger RNA from Triticum aestivum (bread wheat), 1630 nucleotides. RefSeq lists its product as uncharacterized. Bases 47 to 1375 code for a protein of 442 amino acids. Gene Ontology annotation, molecular function: protein binding. Lineage: Eukaryota; Viridiplantae; Streptophyta; Magnoliopsida; Poales; Poaceae. The transcript has a single exon. The record is from RefSeq and is a predicted model, not a curated record.